GUUUUGAACCAUUCUGUCUAUUGCCAAUCUUAUGCACCAUCUUGUGUAUAUAACGUAAGGAAAUCCUUACAUUCACCACACAAAACGUCAAAAUUUCUCAUUCCAACAAUUCUUCUACAGACCAACUAUGAAGAUUCUUGCAGCUGUGCUUGCAAUUGUGCUGUCUUUGAGUUAUGCCCAAUCGCAGUUCGAUUCAUCUAUGGCAACAACGAGACUUGGAGAUGACGGAACUUCAUCGAUUACUCAAUACCAUAGAAACGAUAACCAGGGCAACUACGACUAUGGGUACAACGAGGGACACAAUGAGGGUGGGACCUUCAGGCGUGAGAGGGGUGAUGCAUUCGGUCGCAAAUUCGGCACAUACGGCUACACGAACAACGAGGGCCUGAUUAGAAUCGUCAACUACGUCGCAGACGAAAAUGGCUUCCGUGCUGAGCUCAAAUCAACGGAACCAGGAGUCGGCGAAAGAGAACCAGCUUCCGUCAUUGUUUUCAAGGAAGACACUCCCACCCUCAUGACGUAUCCAGGGCCAGAAGCAGCAUCUGUUCCAGAGUCAAAUGGCAACAUUCCGGGAGUGCCUCCUGUCCAACCCCAAUACGCACCUCCUGCCUUCGGAAGCCAACCAUUACAAUUUGCAGCUUCUGCAUCAGCACCCUACCCCGUUGCUGUUGCUGCAAACACUCCUCAACAGCCUGGAAGUGCCAGAGUGAUGGUGUCUGGACAGUAUGGUGGCUACUCUUACAAUUAUUAAGAGCUUUUGUAGAAGAAAUUAUUAAAGUUGUUGAAUUGAA
Parasteatoda tepidariorum (common house spider) is the source of this 791-nucleotide messenger RNA. RefSeq lists its product as uncharacterized. Gene Ontology annotation, cellular component: chitin-based extracellular matrix. Gene Ontology annotation, molecular function: structural constituent of chitin-based larval cuticle. Lineage: Eukaryota; Metazoa; Arthropoda; Arachnida; Araneae; Theridiidae. The record is from RefSeq and is a predicted model, not a curated record.